CCUUCGGGAGGGCACCCGUGGCUGUGGGGAAAUGCAGUUACCAAUAUAUUGACUCCAGAAGAAAGAAGGCUAACAAUGGAAAACACUGGGAAAGUUACCAGAAAGCUGUCAUCAUCAGUGCCAGCCUCAGUGGAUGUCACAGAUUCUGACUAGUUCGUGGCUUUAUUGAGGAUCCAAUGCCUAACAGAAGACCAAAGUUCACAGGCUAAAAAAAUUUCCUAAAGAAGAAAGAUCAUAAGCACCAUGAUGGACUCAGAAACACAUGAUAAGAGGUCCCCAAUGUUGACCUCUUCAAACCAGGAUUUGUCUCCUCAUAUUGCAAACGUGGGGGAGAUAAAGCAUUACUUCUGUGGCUGCUGCGCAGCGUUCAACAAUUUGGCGAUCACAUACCCAGUUCACAAGAUCCUCUUUCGGCAGCAGCUGUAUGGCAUCAAAACCACGGAUGCAAUACUCCAGUUGAGGAGGGAUGGGUUUCGAAACCUGGAUCGUGGGAUCCUGCCCCCACUGAUGCAGAAGUCAACCACACUGGCACUCAUGUUUGGUUUGUAUGAGGAUCUGUCACGUCUGCUCUGUAAGCAUGCGAGCACUGCUCCGGGGUUUGCCACCAGAAGCGUGGCAGCAGUACUUGCUGGGACAACAGAAGCCAUUCUCACUCCGUCUGAAAGAGUUCAGACUUUGCUGCAGGACCAUAAGCAUCAUGAUAAAUUCACAAACACAUUCCAGGCUUUCUGGGCCCUGAGAUGCCAUGGAAUUGCAGAGUAUUACCGAGGCUUGGUACUUAUCCUUUUCCGGAAUGGAUUCAACAACGUCUUUUUUUUUUUUUUUUUUUUUUUUUUUUUUUUUUUUUUUUUUGGCCUUCGAGGGCCAAUUAAGGAGCAUCUGCCUACCGCCACUAUGAAUGGUGCGCAUUUGGUCAAUGACUUUAUCUGUGGACGUGUGCUGGGUGCCAUGCUGGGGUUCUUAAGCUUCCCGAUUAAUGUUGUGAAAGCCCGAAUACAAUCUCAGGUUGGUGGGCCAUUCCAGUCUCUCCCCAUGGUCUUCAAGACAAUCUGGUUAGAACGGGACAGGAAUCUGAUCAAUCUUUUCAGAGGCGCCCAUCUCAAUUACCAUCUCUCUCUCAUCUCCUGA
Molecule: messenger RNA, 1128 nt
Organism: Cricetulus griseus (Chinese hamster)
Lineage: Eukaryota; Metazoa; Chordata; Mammalia; Rodentia; Cricetidae
Source: RefSeq, a predicted model, not a curated record